UGCGGGCUUUCAUAGAUCUACACAACAUCCAGUUUGCAUGCCCUGCUGCCUCAACAGCAAUCCCCAUAUGCAUGUGUCCCAUCCACAGUCCACAUUCCUUUAAACGGAGGCUGUCAGAGGGGCGUGUACGUUGCGAGUCGGUCUUUUCACUCCAGCAGGGACACCGAGAGAGCUUCACCAUGGCCUCAGCACUGAAUUGCACACCCUUUAUGUUGUGUUUUAUUUAUUUUUCGUUACUGUUUACCAGUGUGUUUUGCGACUCUGAUGCAGAAGAAGAUGAACAUGCCAAGCACACGUACACGGUGGAGAUGUUCAACGAGGCGGUGCCCACUGCACCCCACUUUGUCAUGUUUUACGCUCCAUGGUGCGGCCAUUGCCAGAGGCUACAGCCGGCGUGGAAUGAACUGGCAGACAAAUACAACAACAUGGAAGAGCCUACAGUGUAUGUGGUGAAAGUAGACUGCGUCCCGGACACCAAGUUCUGCUCCAAUAACCACGGGGUUAGGGGCUACCCCACAUUGAUGUUGUUUAAGCCAGACCAGGAUGCAGUCAAGUACCAGGGGCCCCGAGAUCUGAAGUCUCUGGAGACCUGGAUGUUGAAGUCAAUCCAGGAGGAGCCUUCAGAACCAGAGAGUGAACAGGAGCCUCCUAAAGUCCCGGAGCCCAAACAGGGCAUGUAUGAUCUGACCGCUCUCAACUUUAAGGCCCACAUAGCCAAAGGCGCCCAUUUCAUUAAAUUCUUUGCCCCGUGGUGCGGUCACUGCAAAGCUAUCGCCCCGACCUGGGAGCAGCUGGCCACCACCUUUGAGCACUCUGAUGAUGUCAAGAUAGGAAAGGUGGACUGUACACAGCAGUAUGAGGCGUGCUCUGAGAACGGCGUUCGUGGGUAUCCCACACUGAUCUUCUUCAACAAUGGACAGAAGACUGAUCAGUACAAAGGAAAAAGAGACCUGGACUCCUUCAAAGACUUUGUGGACAACCAACUGAAGGCUGCCGUCGCUCAGGAGCCAGAACAAGAACCGAGUGAGGAACAAAAAGCAAACGAGAUCCCCGCUGAUGAGCCAGCCGAAGAGGAGGCAAAGUCCAGUGUGUUGGACCUUACAGAGACCAACUUUGACGAGAGCGUGGCAAAGGGCUUCACCUUCAUCAAGUUCUACGCUCCAUGGUGUGGCCACUGUAAGAACCUCGCUCCGACAUGGGAGGAUCUUUCCAAGAAGGAGUUUUCCGGCCUCACUGACGUCAAGAUAGCCAAAGUGGACUGCACUGUUGAGCGCACACUCUGCAACAAGUACUCUGUCCGAGGUUACCCCUCGUUGAUCCUCUUCAGGGCGGGGGAGCAGGGUGACGAGCAUCAUGGCGGACGGGACCUCGAGAGCCUGCACAGCUUCGUGAUGAAGCAGGCAAGAGACGAGCUGUAGAGUCAAGUCAGCACUCAACUCUCCACCACUCUGCAUAUCUGGCCUGUAGGACACUACUCUCUCUCCCCUACAGUAGCCACACCUCUCUCUCUUUCUCUCCACUUGGGAGGCAGCCAAUGAUGGAAUGAUUCAGCAGAGUGUUUGUUUGGGAUGUGAAUAUUCGUUGCUGUUGCCCAACCUUAACUCUCCUAAAAUGGAGAAUACUAUCCUAUUGGUUGGGUUUGCAAAUGAAGUAAUAUGUCGGACAAUCACUUUGCAAGCACUGCUCAAUCAAUCAGAACCAGAACUCCUCACACAGAUAAAAAGGUCUUUCAUCAAACUGCUGCCACUCAAGGAAAGGUGUGCCAGUUUCUACCUGUUGGAUAAAAAGCAUUUGAUUCUGAUGAACUUCUUCUGUAGCCAUUUGACUUUUUUUUUUUUUUUAAAUGCUACAUUUUAUACGUGGGAUCUGUUCACAAGCCAUUAAUGUUAAGGUACCGACACUCUAAAGUUUGUAAAGUUAGUGUCACCCAAAUGUAAAGUUGAGUGUACUUUCUAUCCAUGCCAGCGAUGGCCUAUCUGACUUGACUCUCAGGAAAACGCCCUGCAGACUAGAAGAAGUUGUGAUGGAGGAAUCAUUGUUAUCACAGGUCUGAUAAUGGCACACACAGUGUUUUCUUAAUGACGAUUUAUAUAUUUUGGAAAGAACGAGAUACGUUAGGUAAGCUUGGUAUACUGAACAUCGCAAUUGUGCAUCUUGCCCAUUUUCUGACUCCUGUGAUCUCAAUCAGCCGUCCCUCUCGACUCCUAGCUUUCAGGGUCUCUGGCCUGGACCAUUUCGCCCCAUAUCUCCAUUAGUGACCAUCUGCUGUUACUAUUGUUUUCAUUUCUUCUUCAAACGGUGUGAAUGUAAGGUUUUUGUGGUAUAUUGCUCGGGCCAUGUCCAAAGGAUUUGGGAACCAGUAAGUGGAGCAGGAAAAGACAGUUGGGUCACUUGGUGUUAUUUAGAAUCUUUUGCACUUUGUCAUUCACAAGUCAUGGUGAUCUUUUCAAGGAAGUUAGCUUUCAUCAGUGCUUACUGACAACCUUACUUCCGUUUGACAUUUCUGUAAUGAUACUUGUGAAGGACUGAAACGAACAUUGGCCACAGUUCAGGGGUCAGGUGGGCUGACUAGCAUCGUAUCGCUCUUCUGACCAUGAUUGUGGUCUAGUCUUACCUUAGUGAUUGAACCAGCUGCAGCUUGAGUUUAAUUGCUGUUUGAAGAUUCAACAGUCACCGGCCAAGAAAAUGUCAUGUGUCACAGACCUGGUUCUAAGAGCAGUUUCUUCUCCGGACACUUUCCUGUGACUGACUUCACCCACCUGUUAGGCCAUGUCGAUAACACUGCUACUGCUCUUUGACCCAGGUUAUGUGACAAGUGUAUGCUGCAUGAUGCAGGGCACCUUUUUAUUGUCUAACCCAGGUACACAAACAGUCAGACACAGCAGGUUGUUUUUUUUUAGUUGGUAAAAGUUUUUAUGGAUAGCACAUGGUCUAAGGAACUCCAGUGACAGAAGUAUUUUUUUCCUUAUGGGUAAUGGGUUGUGCACUACCCAUGGAUUUUGUACAAAAAAAGUGAAUAAUGGCAAGUUGUAACAUGAGAUUUCAUAAUAAAGAUUUCCAAAAAAUAA
Molecule: messenger RNA, 3068 nt
Organism: Anarrhichthys ocellatus (wolf-eel)
Lineage: Eukaryota; Metazoa; Chordata; Actinopteri; Perciformes; Anarhichadidae
Gene: txndc5
Product: thioredoxin domain containing 5
Exons: 10
Coding region: 72-1418 (448 amino acids)
Biological process (GO): protein folding
Cellular component (GO): endoplasmic reticulum
Molecular function (GO): protein disulfide isomerase activity
Source: RefSeq, a predicted model, not a curated record